Messenger RNA from Rana temporaria (common frog), 647 nucleotides. RefSeq names its product leiomodin-2-like. The record is from RefSeq and is a predicted model, not a curated record. The transcript has 2 exons. The coding region runs from base 64 to 390 and encodes 108 amino acids. Lineage: Eukaryota; Metazoa; Chordata; Amphibia; Anura; Ranidae. Gene Ontology annotation, cellular component: EKC/KEOPS complex.
GUGUUCCCGUCAGAAUCUGCGACCCAUCAGUUUAGGUCCGCCAGGCUCAAAGAUGGCUUCACGAUGUCCGCCCACGUGACGUCACGAAGCGUGGAAAGCAUGGAGGUGAGCGCGGAGCUGACGGGCAGAGAUGGCGGGCUGCGCCCGUUCCGGGUGAGCUGUGAGCGGACUCUGCGGGGGCUUCUGGGCGGACUGGAGCGGCUACAGGGGGAGGUGACCGCCGAGCUGAGCCGACUGGUGGAGCAGGAGAAGGGUGGAGCCUCCGACACAGGUGUAGAAGAGGCGGAGGAGGAGGAAGAAGAGGAGGAUGAUGAUGAUGAUGAUGAAGAGGACAGGAAAAACAACGGGAUUCACCUCAGUGCUCCUCCUACAAAACGGAAAAAGACUUAGCGACUCCGGAAUCUCAUCCACAAGGGAUUAUGGGUAAUGGGACUUCCUGUGCAGCACCCCGGACAUCGAUCAUUGAUCGGCCAGGACUGAUACCGAAACAUGAGCUGCCUCCGCCUCCCUCUCUCACCCCCCCCCCUUCUCUCUCUCUCUCACCCCCCACUUUCUCUCACUCACUGGAUCCCAGGCCAGCGACUUGUUGGAUAUUGAAGCCCUGGCCGAGGAUGACCCCCCCCCCCUCUCUCACCCCCCCCCCCCCU